Messenger RNA from Alosa alosa (allis shad), 5255 nucleotides. RefSeq names its product zinc finger and BTB domain containing 18 (gene zbtb18). Gene Ontology annotation, molecular function: DNA-binding transcription factor activity, RNA polymerase II-specific; protein binding; RNA polymerase II cis-regulatory region sequence-specific DNA binding. Gene Ontology annotation, biological process: regulation of transcription by RNA polymerase II. The record is from RefSeq and is a predicted model, not a curated record. Gene Ontology annotation, cellular component: nucleus. Lineage: Eukaryota; Metazoa; Chordata; Actinopteri; Clupeiformes; Clupeidae.
UUUUUUUUAGCUAGCCUUCAACUAGAAUCAUUCAUCAGCACAAUUUUAAUGAAUAAUCAUGUUCUACUUUUACAUGUUCUGUAUAAUGUCGUUCUGAAUAUAAAUAGGCUAACCAUGUAUGCCCUCUAAAACGCUCCAGAACAGCGUGUCAUUUCCCCUGGCUCACGUACAGUAGGCCUAUGUUAGCACACGCCUGGAAACUUUGCUGGAAACCGGCGUGAGGGAGGGCAUUGGGCAAGGCGCGCUGAUUUCAAUGGAUCCAGUUUCCUCCGUCUGUGUGCACUGCCGUGCCUUCGCCUCGCUUGAACAUGGAUUCCACAGUGACAUCAAGAGGAAGGAAUGCGGAAGGCCACGCCAGGGUUUCCCACCGUGCGAAUCUAACACGCUCCGCGCUGCGCACUCAGAGCGCCGACCUCUGCAUCAAGGUAGCCCACACCUACAUAGGAAUCACUCAUUGUAUGGCAAGUUAAGGUGCAGCCUAAAAUUUUAUUUAAAAAAUAUAAAAUGAUUAAUAAAAAGCAACAUGCCCAUCUUUUAAUUACGAUGUUUUUUUUUUUUCAUUUUGUGAUGUCGUGAUUCAACACAGGAUGGCUAUUCAAGACAGUCAUGUGGAAUUGCUGGCUUCGUCAGAAGUGCCUUUUUCAAAUAUUUGGUUUCGUGUAAGGGCAAAAACCACACGUGGCCUACAAAGGUUUUUUUUUUUUUUUUACAGGGAUGACUAUUUCUGUCACAACCAGAAUGCAACAUUAUAUGCCUAAAUAUGUUGUGCUCAUCGUGAGUGUGUCGGCUACCUAACCUAAAUUAUAAGCCAACAUGUUAAUUGUUGUGGACAAUCUUUCUCAUCGUUUAAUUGUAGCUAUGAGAUAUCCGAACAGUCUACUUAAAGUGACAAAUUGGUCUCUGGCAACAUUACCGCUAUUAUGCCUGAGAUUUCCAUUCUGCAAGAGCAAUGAAUGACCUCUGCAAGUCCUUCACUCUUCCAAGAGGCGACUUAAAUUCUUCCCGGCUUUGACUGGGGCCUGAACAGAUGGAGGGAAUUGCAGUAAAUAUAAUUUCAAGCAUCAGGCAGCCUGUGCUGCUGACGGCACAGCCGCACUCAAGUAACUGUCAUCUCCAAAAACAUUUGGGAUCAAAACCGGACGGUUGUGGUGGUACAGAGGCAGAAAACUGUCUAAAAAAGGGUUAUGCUAAUCAGAAACAUCAAAACAGACGUAUGCACACACCACCAUGCAGACUGAAGUAGCCCAGGCAAGCACGCGUGCGCGCACACAUAGGCUACACACACACACACACAUGACGCAUGUUGCAGGGUUCUUACCUGCUCUCACAAGCAGUUGUUAAUAUCUGUCAAACUAUCACUUGUGUGCAAUAUAAAAGGUGAAUUUGAAUCAACAACAAGCUAAUCACAAAUUAAUAGGAACAAAUAUUAAAUUGUGUCCAAAAUCAGACCUAUACGUCAAUGAUCACUGGCCACUUGAUAGCCUCUCACAUACUGGCUUUACACUGAGCUCCACCGACAAUAAUACCGAGGAUGCUUUACAAACAAUAGGCUAAUUGAAAACCCCUCAUUUGCCACAUUUUCGUAAUGAGGUCAUUCUUUGCAUUAAAUCAUAAUGCCAUUCAGUUAAGAUCCCAGAUCCGGUAAGGCCGCGGUUUGUUUUCUUAUGUAUUAGUGACGCCAAUUAGUUUACUGGGACAAAUGAAGAAUGUGGGAGCGUUCACGUUCUGGGCGGGAUAGGCUAGGCUGUAUGCCUCUCUGGACAACCAGCAACACGUGAUCGUGUCCCCGAAUUCCCAACUUUGUGAGCUGAAUAGCGCAUCUGUAGGGGCAGUGUCACCCCCAGCUUCGCACCAGCCGUCCAUAAAUUAACUGGUUAAAAAUGACUGCAAGCUACCUAUGAGAUUUUUACUUUAUAUAAUUAAUUCUGUCUGAAAUAGCCAUAAUUGCUAUUGGCCAAUUAUCACUGCUUACAUAGGCUAUUUAACAAUAGGUCUAUACUCUGACAUGGAAAUCCGGGUCAUAUAUGUAGUCUGCACCACAGAUGGUAUUUUCAAUAUAGCCUAUUCAUGUCAAAUUAGUUUUUAAAAUAAAUAAUAUUGGGGAAAAUGACUUCAGUAGGCUAUUAUUGAGUUAUUUAGUUGUUGUAGGUCUAUUUAGUUGUUUAAAUUCAGUUUCAAGUAAUGUAUCAGUCAUGUUACAAUUAUCACAAUGCUUUAAUUUACAAUUGUAGGCAGAACUGUUUUAAAAUAUUAGCAAUUUAUGCAAAUGCAUUGACCAACAUGCGACGCAGGAGUUUAGCCUAUAACUGUGAGGGGAAAACACCCGUAGUCGCCUAAUUUAGCGAAUGUAGCCUAAUCUUAGGCUAUGGGAUAGACUAAAUGUUGUUGUGAAGUUGGCUAUUAAGCAACCUAAUGUGGAGAAAAAUAACGAACACAGGCUAACUUCUUUAUUUGGCGAUGACGAUUCUAUAAACCCGAGCGGAUUUUAUUUCCUUUAAAUGUUAUUUUGUAGGCCUAUAUUGAGAAAUUCAAGAUGAUUAUAGUCAACAAAUCAAUUGGCCUGUUCAUGAAUUUGCAUAGUCACAAUAACACAAAUUGAUUAGCCUAAAUUAGCUUAUUAAUAUAAUUAAAACUUUAUGAUCCAUUAAUUAUACCCUAAAAGUCGCGCCCCCAUUCUUGUCAACGUCCUCUAAAUUAUUUCUCCAGGUGUCCUGGGUAGGCGAGGCUACAAGGGCAGUUCGUCGCUUUGACUCCGGCUAGGCAAGUCGGAGGAGCGGAGUGGGAAGUGGAAUAAUGCACCUGUUCUUCGUUGGUCGACCCCUGUGACUACAGUACCCACGUAACAUUGCGCUGUCUCCCUCAUUCUCUCUUGCUCCGUGCUCUGCGCCAGUCUGUUCGAGGAACCAGUUCGCUUGGCCUUUUUUCUGCCUUCUCACUGUUGCCUGGUGUCAACCUACACCGAGAAGCGACAUCCCUCCCUCUUCCCCCCUCAGAGGUUGCUUCCAAUUUGCUUUCGCCUUUCUUAUCGUCACUACCAUUGGCUUCUGCGCUGCCAGUCAGUCGCUUCCUUUUAGCAGGAGAGUUGAGUAGCAACAGCUCGGAAACAUCUGGCUGCCGCAGCUCUUCGCUCUCCGCUCGCUCGCUCGCUUGCCCCGUCUUUCCUGCUACUGCAGGUUGUUAUGGAAAGCUGCUGAAAGUCAAUCUAGUUAUUUUUCAACCGAGAAGGAUCUGAAGGAGGAAACAGGAACAUAUCGGAUCUCGCUGUCUUUCACUCCCUCAUUGCAAAGGAGUUGCCUACAGCCUGCUUCACUGUCACACUGGACUGAAACAAGUUCAUGUAUACUGCAGGUUAUGAAGACAGCAUGGAGUUCCCUGACCACAGCAGGCAUCUCCUCCAGUGUCUGAGGGAGCAGCGACACCAGGGCUUCCUGUGCGACUCCACGGUGCUCGUGGGCGAGUCGCAGUUCCGGGCCCACCGAGCCGUGCUGGCGUCCUGCAGCAUGUACUUCCACCUCUUCUACAAGGACCAGCUGGACAAGCGAGACGUGGUGCACCUGAACAGCGACAUCGUGACCCCGCCGGCCUUUGCCCAGCUGCUGGAGUUCAUGUACGAGGGCAAGCUGCACUUCAAGACGCUGCCCGUGGAGGACGUGCUGGCCGCCGCCAGCUACCUGCACAUGUACGACAUCGUCAAGGUGUGCAAGAAGCGGCUGAAGCAGAAGAAGGCCACAGCCGAGGCGGACAGCACCAAAGCGGCGACGCUGGCGGCGCCCGGUCCAGCUGCUCGACAAGGGCGAAAACUUCGGGAUGGCAGCACGGGCCGGCCGGCGACGGCCGACCUGCUGCUGGCCAGCGACGACGACGAGGCGGACGUGAAGCGCGACCUGGCGGCAGCGGCGGGCAUGUGGAUGCGGCUGACCUCGUCGGAGCGCACGGCCACGCCAGCGGUCGCCAGCAGCCCCGGGGAGGGCGAGGGAGUGGGAGCCACAUCGGGGAGGAAGCGGCCGGCCGACAGCAGAAAGUCGCCGGCCGGGAGCCCCAGCAGCUCCACGGGCUCGCUGUCGCGGCGGUCAGUCGCCUCGCGGAGGGUCUCGUCGGACGCCGACUGCGUGCUGGACCUGUCGGUCAAGUCGGGGCUGGGCGGAGGCCCCGGGGAGGUAGUGCCCAGCCUGCCGUUCCUGUUGGGUGUCGGCGGCGGGGGAGGAGGGACGCCGGACAGUCUGGUGCAGGGCGGACUCGUGCAGGUGAAGCUCGAGAAGGACACGGGCUCGGACGAUGAGGACAUGGUGACCAACGACUACGACAUGGAGAACGGGUCAAGGAGCGGACGUCCUCGGCCGCCCUCUCUCCUCCUACCGGGCGGCAACGGCAACCCCAACCACGGCACGGUAGGGGCGGUGCUCUCCGCGGCCCAGCGGCGCUUCGGACUCGAGGCGCACCUGUCGGCGUUGCGCGAGGCCGCACUCCCGCUGACCUGGACCCGCGGCGAAGCCCGGCAGCGGCGAGGACAUGCCGGGGGCGAGGCGAAGAGCCUGGGCACCGGACGCCAGCCUCCGAGCCCGGGCAAUAGCGGCGGCGCCCUCCUCCCGUACGUGUCCAACAUGCUGGGCGGCCCACACCCCCAGAUCUUCAUGUGCCCGCUCUGCAACAAGGUGUUCCCCAGCCCGCACAUCCUGCAGAUCCACCUGAGCACGCACUUCCGCGAGCAGGAGGGCGUCCGCGCCAAGCCAGCCGGCGACGUCAACGUGCCCACCUGCUCCAUCUGCGGCAAGACCUUCUCGUGCAUGUACACGCUCAAGCGGCACGAGCGCACGCACUCCGGCGAGAAGCCCUACACCUGCACCACCUGCGGCAAGAGCUUCCAGUACCGCAUAACCUGAGCCAGCCACGCCUGGUGCACAGCGGCGAAGCCCUGCGCCUGCAAGUGGUGCGAGCGCCGCUUCACGCAGUCCGGGGACCUCUACCGGCACAUCCGCAAGUUCCACUGCGAACUAGUCAACUCGCUCUCGGUCAAGAGCGAGGCGCUCAAUCUGCCUGCCGUCAGGGACUGGGCCCUGGAGGACAGCUCACAGGAACUUUGGAAAUGAGGCAGGCGAAACAAACAACACACACACACACACACACACACACACACACACACACACACACUCAAAUACAUGUGUGUGUUUGUGUAAAAACAGAAAUGAACAGAACUGCUUUUUAAGUUAUAAAGCUAAAACAUUUGAAAUGGCAUUUGUUCUGAAGAGAAGGUAUAA